Molecule: messenger RNA, 962 nt
Organism: Myotis brandtii (Brandt's bat)
Lineage: Eukaryota; Metazoa; Chordata; Mammalia; Chiroptera; Vespertilionidae
Gene: NFU1
Product: NFU1 iron-sulfur cluster scaffold
Exons: 9
Coding region: 1-816 (271 amino acids)
Biological process (GO): iron-sulfur cluster assembly
Cellular component (GO): mitochondrion
Molecular function (GO): iron ion binding; iron-sulfur cluster binding
Source: RefSeq, a predicted model, not a curated record
AUGGCAAUGGGGCAGGGGUCGGGAACACCAUUCCAACCGCAGGACCAGUCGGUGCAAGAGCAGGACCCAGCGACUGCGGCCCGUGCCGCCGGGUUGCGCAGGCGAUUAUAUGACAUGAUGAAUCCAUACACCAUUAAGAAACAGCCUCUCCAUCAGUUUGUACAAAGACCACUUGUCCCACUAUCUACAACCUUACGUAACACAGUGAGACACAUGUUCAUUCAAACACAAGAUACCCCAAAUCCCAACAGUUUAAAAUUUAUUCCUGGAAAACCAGUUCUUGAGACAAGGACCAUGGAUUUCCCCACGCCAGCUACAGCAUUUCGCUCCCCUCUGGCUAGGCAAUUAUUUAGGAUUGAAGGAGUAAAAAGUGUCUUCUUUGGACCAGAUUUCAUCACUGUCACAAAGGAAAGUGAAGAGUUAGACUGGAAUUUACUGAAACCAGAUAUUUAUGCAACAAUCAUGGAUUUCUUUGCAUCUGGCUUACCCUUAGUCACUGAGGAAACAUCUUCUGGAGAAGCAGGUGAUAUGUUGGGAUCUGAAGAAGAUGAUGAAGUUGUGGCAAUGAUUAAAGAAUUAUUAGAUACAAGAAUACGGCCAACUGUGCAGGAAGAUGGAGGAGAUGUAAUAUAUAAGGGCUUUGAAGAUGGUAUCGUACAGCUGAAACUCCAAGGUUCUUGUACCAGCUGCCCUAGUUCAAUCAUUACUCUGAAAAAUGGAAUUCAGAACAUGCUGCAGUUUUAUAUUCCAGAAGUAGAAGGCGUAGAACAGGUUAUGGAAGAUGAAUCAAAUGAAAAAGAAACAAAUUCACCUUAAAAUAUUUUGAGUUUUCUUUGGGCCCAGCAAUCGGACUUAUUGAUACUAUAUACCUUGCUUUUAUUAUUAACUGCCAAGGAACUGCAGAUUAAUAAAAUAUGCCCUUUCUUCAGAGAAUGAUAUAUAAAUAGUGCAUGUUUACUUGA